Messenger RNA from Centropristis striata (black sea bass), 871 nucleotides. It is a transcript of the gene ompb, whose product is annotated as olfactory marker protein b. The record is from RefSeq and is a predicted model, not a curated record. The transcript has a single exon. The coding region runs from base 85 to 567 and encodes 160 amino acids. NCBI's taxonomy places the organism in Eukaryota, Metazoa, Chordata, Actinopteri, Perciformes, Serranidae. Gene Ontology annotation, biological process: sensory perception of smell; signal transduction.
ACUUAGUUUAGACAUAGCUGCCAAUCUAAUCCAGCCUUGCAGUUGGUAUCGACCUCUCAGCCUGCUGCAGUGUGCCGUCCAAGCAUGUCUAAGGAGUUGGAGCUUGCCUUUCGGCCGGACAACGAGCUGACUGAGGUGAUGCGCCUGCGGGUUCAGUCUCUGCAGCAGCGAGGCCAGAAGAGGCAGGAUGGUGAGCGCCUGCUGCUGCCCAACGAGGCCGUGUACCGACUGGAUUUCACAAAACAGUCCCUCCGAUUCUCUCGGUGGACGGUGCGACUGGCCCAGAUGGGACGCCUCACCGUCACGGCCACCUCGCAGCUCUGGACGCCCGACCUCACCAACCUGAUGACGCGUCAGCUGCUGGAGCCCGUCGGUGCUUUCUGGCGGGACCAGGGCGACGGCAACAAUGCGCCCAUCAAGUGCUACGAGGCUGACGCACACGAGUUUGGUGAGAGGAUCGCAGAGCUGGCCAAGGUAAGGAAGGUGAUGUACUUCCUGUUCGCAUUUGCGGACGGCUGCAGCCCUGAGACUGUCGACUGCUCCAUCACCUUCACAGCGGAAAGUUGAGACUUUUUUAAAAAUGGAGAAAUACUAGCUAUGAACUCUUUUUCUGUGCUUGUGUGCGUUUAGUUGAGGAAGCAAAGUUAUUUUCGGUUAAACUUGCAUUUUCUGUAUGGAUGGCUCCAAGUGUCAGCAGAAGAGAACGUCACAUCAUCUGACAGCCUGUAAGGUUCACUCUCCUUUUGCAGCUAAACUCAUUUUCAAAAACAAUACUUCUGUUACUGAACCUGUUGAACCUGUUGAACCUGUUGUUGAAAAAACGUGUUUCUUUGUAUCUUUAUAUCUAUAUCUAUAUUUAUAUAUGAUGUUA